Molecule: messenger RNA, 387 nt
Organism: Cryptococcus wingfieldii CBS 7118
Lineage: Eukaryota; Fungi; Basidiomycota; Tremellomycetes; Tremellales; Cryptococcaceae
Product: long-chain fatty acid transporter
Exons: 3
Coding region: 1-387 (128 amino acids)
Biological process (GO): fatty acid metabolic process
Molecular function (GO): fatty-acyl-CoA binding
Source: RefSeq, a predicted model, not a curated record
AUGGCAAACACCAAAGCUCAGUUCGACAAGGCAGUCGCCAUCGUCAAGGGUCUCCCCGCUGACGGACCCAUCAAGCCUUCCCAGGAGGACAAGCUUGCUUUCUACGCCCACUACAAGCAGGCCAACGAGGGCGACGUCUCUGGCCCCGCUCCUGGUGUCUUUGACUUUGUUGGCAAGGCCAAGUACAACGCCUGGAAGAAGAUUGCUGGCCUCAGCAAGGAGGAUGCUCAGGUCAAGUACGUCGAGCUUUUGAAGCAGAUGCUUGGCAAGUCUGACGACGAGUCUUCCAAGAACUACCUCGCCGAGAUUGAGGGUGUGUCUUCGAUUUCUCCUUCUCAUAUGAUGCACUCUGCUGACCAGAUUGAAGCUGCCGGCGCCCAGGCUUAG